Molecule: messenger RNA, 4980 nt
Organism: Pediculus humanus corporis (human body louse)
Lineage: Eukaryota; Metazoa; Arthropoda; Insecta; Psocodea; Pediculidae
Product: DNA-directed RNA polymerase I largest subunit, putative
Exons: 2
Coding region: 1-4980 (1659 amino acids)
Biological process (GO): DNA-templated transcription
Cellular component (GO): RNA polymerase I complex
Molecular function (GO): DNA binding; DNA-directed RNA polymerase activity
Source: RefSeq, a predicted model, not a curated record
AUGGCUGUUGAAAAAGUGGAAAUCAACAAAAUAAUAUUUGGAAUAUUUAAUGCAUCUGAUAUAUACAAUCUCAGUGUAGUGGAGAUCAAGACUUCAAUAUGUUUUAAUGCUCUUGAUCACCCAUUAAAAGAUGGAUUAUACGAUUUAGUUAUGGGUCCUUCUGGGAUGUUAAAAGAGUCUUGUUUAACAUGUAGACAAACAAUUCGCAAUUGUUGUGGACAUUUUGGUCAUAUUAAUUUACCACUGCCAGUUAUAAAUCCAUUGUUUCACAAAGAAGUUUUAACAUUAUUAAAAUUAUCUUGUAGCUAUUGUUAUAAGUUGGCAAUACCUCCGAAUUUAAGAAACUUAUUUAUUUACCAAAUGAAACUUCUAGAUCAUGGUAAAAUGGCAGAAGCAGAAGAUUUAGAAACGAAGGCUUUGAACUUAAAAGAAAUGGAUUCAAAUGAUGCUCAAAAUUAUGUUGUAAAAGAGAAUUAUUCAGAAUACUUAAAAGAAUUAGAAUUGGAUUCGAAUCCAGUUAAUAUUCCUUCAUCGAGGAGUAUUGAAUCUUUGCGUUUAAAAUUUCUCAAUGAAUUUAUAAAACAAAUAAUUCUUCCCAAGUCAUGCACUCAUUGCAAAAAUCCUUUUAAAAGAAUUAUCAAGUUUCAAAAUAAAAUAAUAAGCUCCAUUACGAAAGUUGAAAUAGCAAAAAAAUUUAAAGAUGUUCCACAAAAUGCUUUUAAUAAAGGUUCAAAGCAAGAAACAACGUUCAUAACUCCAAAAGAAUCAAGAGAGACACUUCGAAAAAUUUGGGAAGAAAGUAAAGAUUUAGUAGAAGAAUUGAUGCCAAUUUUAAAAAAUUCAAAUUUAAGCUAUCCUACGGAUUUAUUUUUUAUGGAUGUAAUAUUGGUCACUCCACCAAAAGCCAGACCAGUAGAAUUUGCUAAUGUGAAAGCCGUCGACACUGGUGAUUAUAACAGUUUCCCUCCAGAAUAUAAAGUUUACAUCGAUGGGAUUCGUGGAGCCACAGUUUUGGAAAAACUUCAUGAAUGCUGGUUACAAUUACAAAAUGAUAUUGAUACAUUAUUAGAUUCAAGUGCAGCUCGAAUUUCUUUAAAAAAAGGCAUAUCUGGAUUGAAACAAGUUUUAGAAAAAAAAGAAGGUGUUUUAAGAAUGCACAUGAUGGGUAAAAGAGUUAAUUUUGCAGCAAGAACAGUAAUAACUCCUGAUCCAAAUUUAAAUAUUCAGGAAAUCGGUGUGCCGGAAUAUUUCGCCAAGAAAUUGACGUACCCAGUCGGCGUAAAUUUUUUUAACGUCGAAGAAUUAAGAAAAAUGGUUCAAAAUGGUCCUGAUGUUUAUCCAGGAGCGACCCUAAUUGAAAAUGAGAACGGCUCACUAAUAAAACUUACAGGUGGGGAAGAAAAUAGAAAAAAAAGAAUAGGAAUUUCCAAGUUGUUAUUGAAAUCAAUUGAAGGAGAUCCAACUUCAUUUAAAACUAAAAAAGUUCAUAGACAUUUGCUAAACGGAGAUAUUGUUCUUUUAAAUCGACAACCCACUCUUCAUCGGCCGAGUAUUAUGGCUCACAUUGUAAAAAUUUUAAAAAACGAAAAGACGUUUAGACUGCAUUAUUCUAAUUGUAAAGCCUACAAUGCUGAUUUUGAUGGAGAUGAAAUGAACCUUCAUUUACCUCAAACCGAAUUAUCAAGAAGUGAAGGCUAUAAUAUAGUAAAUGUUGCGAAUCAUUAUUUGGUACCUAAAGACGGAACACCUUUAGGUGGUCUCAUUCAAGAUCAUAUUGUAUCUACAGUCCGAUUAACAAUGAAGAACCAAAUGUUUGAAAAAGAAGAUUAUCAUCAACUAGUGUACCAAGGUUUAUCUCACAAAAAUGGAAAUAUAAUUUUAUUACCUCCGUGUAUUGUCAAACCGAAAAAAUUAUGGUCCGGAAAGCAAAUAAUUUCUACCAUUUUAAUUAACAUUAUUCCUAAAGACAAGGAUUUAAUUUCAUUUAAUGGAAAUGCUAAAAUUAGCGUCAAAUUAUGGGAAACAGGAUCACCUAGAAAAUGGAUGUGUGGAGAAGAAUUUAAAAGUGAUAACGAAAUGUCAGAGUCCUCAAUUAUUUUAAGAAAAGGAAUCCUGGUGACUGGCGUGUUAGAUAAACAGCACUUUGGAGCCACUCCUUUUGGAUUAACGCACUGUUUGUAUGAAUUGUAUGGCGGAGAGUGUUCUUCGAAAUUCUUAAACUCCAUUGGCCGACUAAGCACUGCUUUUUUACAAAUGACGGGUUUUACUCUUGGCGUGGAAGAUAUAUUAGUGAAAGCCAAGGCAGAUAAAAGUAGAAAAAAAAUAAUUGAAAAGUUAAGGAAAUGUGGGGAUGAGAUAGCUGCAAAAGCACUUGGCUUGGAAGAAAUUCCGAAUGAUUUAUACGAAAGGUUAGAAAGAGAAUAUUUUAAGAAUAGAACCAUGUUUAAAGGAAAAUUAGAUCAAGAAUAUAAGGUGAAAUUAAAUUCAUUCACAAAUGAAAUAAACAAAGUUUGCUUGCCUAAGGGUUUAAUUUCCAGAUUUCCAGAAAAUAAUUUACAAUUAAUGGUUACGUCAGGAGCUAAAGGAAGUACAGUUAACACAAUGCAGAUCUCUUGCCUUUUGGGACAAAUCGAAUUGGAAGGCAAAAGACCACCCUUUAUGAUUUCUGGAAAGAGCCUUCCUUCUUAUAAGGCUUUCGACACUCAGCCGUGCGCUGGUGGUUACAUAGAUAAUAGAUUUAUGACGGGUAUAUCUCCUCAGGAGUUUUUUUUCCACUGCAUGGCUGGUAGAGAAGGUUUAAUCGAUACUGCCGUCAAGACUUCCAGAAGUGGUUACUUGCAAAGAUGUUUAAUAAAACAUUUAGAAGGAGUAAGCAUAGGUUACGACGGAACCGUGAGAGAUCAUGAUGGUACCGUGAUACAGUUUAUUUACGGAGGUGACGGUUUAGAAGUUCAAAAAUCAACUUUUUUUAAACCUACUCAUAUGGAAUUUCUUCACAAUAAUUUAAAUGCAGUUGUCAAAAAAUCUGUGAUUGAAAGCCUCAAAGCCGACGUACCGUAUAAAAAAAUUGAAGCGUACAGAGAAGAAGUAAUGGCAGGAAUAAACCUAAGUAAAAAGGUUCUCGCUCCUUUCACUUCUUUUUCUCAGUCUAUAAAAAAUGAUAUACGCAAUAAAUAUUUUACAAAAUUAGAUAAAAGAACGGGAAGAACGAAAGCGUAUUCUAAAAUGCUUAAAAAGUGGAAUGCCUUAGCCGAUGAAGAUAAACAACUUUACAAGCAAGAAGUUCGAUUAGAUCCAGUUACGUCCAAGUAUAACAGAAAUCACGACUUUGGUGUGAUAACAGAAAAAUUGGAAACUUUAAUAAAGGAUUAUUUAGAUGCGAAAUGUUCAAACCAAUCGAAAAAAGAAAAGAAGAAAGUUAAAAAUAUGGUAGAAGCCAAAUACAUGUUAUCAUUAUGUCAACCUGGAGAACCAGUGGGUCUUUUGGCUGCUCAAUCAAUUGGUGAACCAUCCACUCAAAUGACUUUAAAUACUUUUCAUUUUGCCGGAAGAGGAGAAAUGAACGUAACUCUUGGUAUACCCAGGCUCAGAGAAAUUUUAAUGACGGCAUCGAAAUCAAUAAAAACUCCUUACGUUGACGUGCCUUUGAAGAAAAAGUCUGAAAAAAAAAUGUUGAAAAACGGUAAUAAAUUGAAAAAAAUAUUUCAGAGAGUGACGCUAGCCGAUGUUUUAGAAACGAUUACGGUUCAUGAAAAAGUUAUUUUUAAACCAAGUCCUUUAUUUACAUACACGAUUAGAUUUAAAUUUCUUCCACAUAGUUUCUACAAGGAUGAUUAUUUAAUAAAACCUAAAGAUGUGCUGGAAUACGUGGAAAAACCUUUUCUCAUAUUGCUGUGUAAGGAAAUUAGAAAAUUAAGUAAAAAAUUUGGUGACAUUAUAUUCGAGUCGAAGGAAGAGAAAAUGAUAAGCAAAGAAGACGAAGAAAAAGACGACGCGGAUAAUGUGGAUUCCGCAGGAGUCAAUUUUAAUAAAUACCGAGGUUUCGGAGAAAAUCACGAGAGUUCCGAUGAAGAAGAAGAAUUGGAUGAUGACGAUGCGACCAAGGAAAAGGUAAGGAAUAGACAUUGCGAAAAUCAAGAAUACGACGAACCUGAAGAAUCGGAAGAGGAAAAAAGCGACGAAGAAAAUGACACUCUGUAUCAGGACGAACCGUCGGAAUACGAAGAAGAAACGGAAAGAAGAGUUGAAUUAGGGGAAGAAGAAAGCGAAUCCCGGGACAUUCCAGAAAUCAAUUUGACAAGCGAAGAAUUGAAAAAUGUCGAAAAUAGAAAAAAUUUCGUUUUGAAUACAUUUCCGAUGAUAAAAAAAUACGAUUUCGACGUUGUCAAAGAAGAAUGGUGCGAAAUGGUCGUGGGUAUACCCCUCACCCUAAAUAAAAUUGAUUUUUCAACGAUAUUGAAAGUGAUUUGCGGAAAAUCCGUUCUGUAUCAAAUCCCUAACGUCAGACGAGCUUUCGUUUAUAAGAAUCCGUCCGGAGAGCUGCAUUUGAAAACGGAAGGGGUUAAUUUCAACGAAAUGUUCAAAUUUUAUAAAAUGAUCGACAUAAACAGACUUUAUUCGAACGACGUGAACAAAGUGGUCGAAACUUUAGGAAUCGAAGCCGGUGUGAGAAUAAUCGUCAAAGAAUUAAAUGACGUCUUCGGAGUGUAUGGAAUCACCGUCGAUCACAGACAUUUACUACUGGUUGCCGAUUACAUGACGAAUCAAGGUAAUUAUUCACCAUUUAACAGAAUAGGUUUGGCAGACAGUUCCAGUCCGCUCCAGCAAAUGUCCUUUGAAAGAUCAACGGGAUUUUUGAAAAAAUCACUCGUGAGAAAUCAAGAGGAUUUCAUGAAUUCGCCAAGCGCGAGAAUAAUGGCUGGAAGAUUUUGUAAAAGCGGAACCGGAUGUUUUGACGUCAUGACUUUACCGAGUAUUUAA